Molecule: messenger RNA, 1073 nt
Organism: Cryptotermes secundus
Lineage: Eukaryota; Metazoa; Arthropoda; Insecta; Blattodea; Kalotermitidae
Gene: RpL5
Product: 60S ribosomal protein L5
Exons: 6
Coding region: 107-1006 (299 amino acids)
Biological process (GO): ribosomal large subunit assembly; translation
Cellular component (GO): cytosolic large ribosomal subunit; ribosome
Molecular function (GO): structural constituent of ribosome; 5S rRNA binding
Source: RefSeq, a predicted model, not a curated record
ACGGCAGAGAAGACAGUGUCUUUCGGGUUGCUGCGUUGUCUAUGUCGGGAGUUAUAUUCAUAUGUGAGUUGAGGGGGCCCUCUUUUAAAUCCUGUUUUGACCCAAGAUGGGAUUCGUAAAGGUCGUCAAGAAUAAGCAAUAUUUCAAGCGCUUUCAAGUUAAGUUCAAAAGGCGUCGUGAGGGUAAAACUGACUACUAUGCUCGUCUUCGACUCACCAUUCAAGUCAAGAAUAAGUAUAACACACCCAAGUACCGACUUAUAGUUCGAUUUUCGAACAAGGAUAUCACUUGCCAGGUCGCAUAUUCACGUAUCGAGGGUGACAUGAUAUUAUGUGCAGCUUAUAGCCAUGAAUUGCCUCGUUACGGAAUUAAAGUUGGCCUUACGAACUAUGCGGCAGCAUACUGUACGGGUCUUUUAUUGGCCCGAAGGCUGUUAAAGAAGCUUGGCUUAGACCAGUUGUAUAUAGGCUGCACUGAAGUAACAGGAGAGGAGUAUAAUGUUGAAGCUGUGGAAGAUGGUCCUGGUGCAUUCCGAUGCUAUCUUGAUGUUGGUCUAAUGCGCACUACUACAGGUGCACGUGUUUUUGGUGCUAUGAAAGGAGCUGUUGAUGGUGGUCUGAAUAUACCUCACAGCACAAAACGCUUUCCUGGUUAUGAUGCUGAAAGUAAGGAAUUUAAUGCUGAAGUGCACAGAAAACACAUAUUUGGCCAACAUGUUGCUGAGUACAUGCGUCAGCUAGCUGAAAAUGAUGAAGAAGCUUACAAACGGCAGUUUUCUAAGUACAUUAAACUCGGCAUAGAGGCAGACAGUAUUGAAGGUAUAUAUAAAAAAGCACAUGAAGCCAUUCGGGCCGACCCAGCUCGAAUUAAGAAGCAGAAAGAAACACCACCUGUUGUUAAGAGAUGGAACAGGGCCAAAAUGAGUUUGUCUGAACGUAAGAACAGAAUUGCCCAGAAGAAGGCAUCUUGGAAGAAGAAGUUGGAAGCUGGAGAAGUUGAUGCAUAAAGGUUUUUUGAAGGUUGAUAAAUGAUGAAGUUACUGAAAUUGAGAAUAUAAAGAAAAUAAUGUAAUA